CGCACCUCUCCUCCCUCCCUUUCCUGGGAAAGAGAGAAGCCAACGCUGCGGGUGGGUAGAGAAGCACUCGGCGCCUCCGGGAGGGGACUGCGCCCGCCCCAUCUGAGUCCCGAAGCACGGCCAGACCAGGUUACACAAUGUUCUCCUAUGCUUGAGAUCUACAGACUACGUAUCCUGCAAGAACUAAUCAAUGGUUUUUCAUCUCCUGGAAAUAAAAACAUAAAUAUGGUGCCAAAAGAACUCUUUACCUUACUCUGACAACAGUUUAUUCGGCUAUACUUUUAUAUUGAAGAGACGUAUACAGAUUCAAUUACUCGUGCGGAGACUGUCGUGUAGGAUCAUGGACCAUCCUAGUAGGGAAAAGGAUGAAAGACAACGGACAACUAAACCCAUGGCACAAAGGAGAGAACAUUGUUCCCGACCAUCUGGCUCAACAUCCUCUGGGGUUCUUAUGGUGGGACCCAACUUCAGGGUUGGCAAGAAAAUAGGGUGUGGGAACUUCGGAGAGCUCAGAUUAGGUAAAAAUCUCUACACCAAUGAAUAUGUAGCUAUCAAACUGGAACCAAUAAAAUCACGUGCUCCACAGCUUCAUUUAGAGUACAGGUUUUAUAAGCAGCUCGGCAGUGCAGGUGAAGGUCUCCCACAGGUGUAUUACUUUGGACCGUGUGGGAAGUACAAUGCCAUGGUGCUGGAGCUUCUUGGCCCUAGCUUGGAGGACUUGUUUGACCUCUGCGACCGGACCUUUACUUUGAAGACUGUGUUAAUGAUAGCCAUUCAGUUGCUUUCCCGAAUGGAGUAUGUCCACUCAAAGAAUCUCAUCUACCGAGAUGUCAAGCCAGAGAACUUCCUGAUCGGUCGACAAGGCAAUAAGAAAGAGCAUGUCAUACACAUUAUAGACUUUGGACUGGCCAAGGAAUACAUUGACCCUGAAACCAAAAAGCAUAUACCUUAUAGGGAACACAAAAGUUUAACUGGAACAGCAAGAUACAUGUCUAUCAACACGCAUCUUGGCAAAGAGCAGAGCCGGCGCGAUGAUUUGGAAGCCCUGGGCCAUAUGUUCAUGUAUUUCCUUCGAGGCAGCCUUCCCUGGCAAGGACUCAAGGCUGAUACCUUAAAAGAAAGAUAUCAAAAAAUUGGUGACACCAAAAGGAAUACUCCCAUUGAAGCUCUCUGUGAAAACUUCCCAGAGGAGAUGGCAACCUACCUGCGAUAUGUCAGGCGAUUAGACUUCUUUGAGAAACCUGACUAUGAGUAUUUACGGACGCUCUUCACAGACCUCUUUGAAAGGAAAGGCUACACCUUUGACUACGCGUAUGAUUGGGUUGGGAGGCCUAUUCCCACUCCGGUAGGGUCAGUUCAUGUAGAUUCUGGUGCAUCUGCCAUAACUCGAGAAAGCCACACACACAGGGAUCGGCCAUCACAACAGCCUCUACGAAAUCAGACUGCAUCGUCAGAGCGCCGAGGAGAGUGGGAAAUCCAGCCAAGCCGGCAGACCAAUACCUCAUACCUGACGUCUCACUUGGCCGCAGACCGCCAUGGGGGAUCAGUGCAGGUGGUUAGCUCAACCAAUGGAGAGCUGAAUGUCGACGACCCCACGGGAGCCCACUCCAAUGCACCCAUCACAGCUCACGCCGAGGUGGAGGUAGUGGAGGAAGCUAACUGCCUGAAAAUGCUCAACCUGUGGUGCUGCUGCUUCUUUAAGAGGAAAAGGAAGAAGACCACCCAGCGCCACAAGUGACCAGUGCCUCUCAGGAGUCCUCAGGCCUUGGGGACUCUGACUCGAUUGCACCCGCAGCUCCUGCCAUUUCUCAUUGGAAGGGACUCCUCUGUGGGGGGAGGGUGGAGAUCCAAACCAAAAAGAAGAAAACAGAUGCCCCCAGAAGGAGCCAGUGUGGGCAGCCAAGGCCCAGUGGGUCAGUGGCCACCGCUACCUGCCUAAGGCUCUGAGCAGGUCCCAGAGCCGCAGGUCCUCCACUGCUUGCCCUCUGGGCUGCCUGGUUGACUCUCCUUCCUAUUGUUUACAGUGAAGGUGUCAUUCACAAAAACUCAAGGACUACUAUUCUCUUCCCACCCCUUAGUUUACUCCUGGUUCUUGCCCCACCCUCAACCCUCUCCAGCACACAAGCUAAUGAGCUGAAGGCUUUGUCUGCUGAAGGAGUUUAAGAGGCUGGGGGUGUGGCCAAGAAGGUGGGAGGAAGGUGCAGGCCAGAGCUGGAGAAGGACCUUCUCCGCCCACCAGCUGUGUUGGCGGCGCAGCUCCCUCUCCGUGCCUGUGCAGCCUCCGCCCCCAGCUGGCCGUGGGGUGCAGGUUGCUCCCUCUUUCCCUCUUGUGAAGUUACACUGUAGCACGCAAGCUGUGAGAAAUCUGCAGUCUACUGUCCCUGCGUGUUGGCGCUCUCAGCUUUCUUGACAAGCAGACUCUGUUCUCCAGACAGUAGUAGUAGAACGUUGCAAGUUGUUCUGAGCAAAGGAAAAGACUGACUUUAUUGCACUUUUAGUUGUUUUUUUUU
Budorcas taxicolor (takin) is the source of this 2510-nucleotide messenger RNA. RefSeq names its product casein kinase 1 gamma 1 (gene CSNK1G1). Gene Ontology annotation, cellular component: plasma membrane; cytoplasm; nucleus. Gene Ontology annotation, biological process: positive regulation of canonical Wnt signaling pathway; signal transduction; peptidyl-serine phosphorylation. The coding region runs from base 341 to 1738 and encodes 465 amino acids. Gene Ontology annotation, molecular function: protein serine/threonine kinase activity; ATP binding. The record is from RefSeq and is a predicted model, not a curated record. NCBI's taxonomy places the organism in Eukaryota, Metazoa, Chordata, Mammalia, Artiodactyla, Bovidae. The transcript is spliced from 14 exons.